AUGUCGCAAGUGCCUGCAACUUCGGUUUCGGGUUCAAUUUCGGGCUCUGGCUCAGCUUCAGACAAAAUCGCCCCCAACCCAUUGUCGUCAACACCCGGUCCUGCCGCUCCUGUGGUUGCUACUGCUUCUCUGGUUCUGCGGCCGUGCUCCAACUGCCGCCGCGCAAACAUUGCAUGCCUUCAAAGCCAUCGCCCGCCAAGAUGGAUCCACCGCCUCCAACAUUUCACCCGCUCUGCCACCGCACCUAGCACUAUCGGUGCCCCCGAAGGUACCAACGGCCCCAAGCAACAGGGCGUUGAUAAGGUCGUUGACAGGCUGCGGAACCGCGAGGCACUCGUCAAGCAGCUCAGGGCCCAGCUAGAAGAGGCACGCGCUGCCGCGAGCCCGCCCGCCCUCCCACUCGUUGUCCGCGAUGACGACGAUCCCGGCCGCAGCCACUACGCGGGCACCGGCUUUUGGUCUCGUGUAAACUACGAGGAUACCUGUGAUGAUUCUGACGACGAAUCAACGCCUGGAGUCUCAGCUCCCGCCCUAGCCGAGCAUGAGCGGACAUCCUCAGGGCGACAUGCGUUCUUGUUUCGACACAACCCAAGUCCCUCGGUUCCCAGCCUUCGCGAAUUCUAUCCAAUGCCCUCGCAGAUUCCUGUCCUCCUCGACAUCUUUUCUGAAAACUUGAAUGUGGCAAUGGGGCUGCUUUAUAUGCCCAUGGUUGUCCGGAUGGCCCGCGAUUUGCGCGGUAGUGAUAUGGUCCGUCUUUCACCUUCCAACCAGGCUUUGAUGUUCUCCAUCUACUAUGCUUCCAUAGUCUCUAUAGAGGAAGAUGAUGUUAUGGCCAACUUUGGAGAAUCCAGAGUCGGCCUCUCUCUCAAGUAUCCCCUCGGUCUCGAGCAAGCCCUUGCCGAGGCCGACUUCUUGAACGCCCCUGAUAUAAUCCUGUUCAGGGCACUCUCUUUAUUUAUCUGCCUGCUUCUUCGCCACGAUAGCCCGAGGUUAGUAUGGAUGAUGACGGGAAUCGUUAUCAGGAUGGCCGAGUACCUUGAGUUGCAUCGAGAUAGCACAAAUUUCAGCCACUUGACGGCCUUUGGGAUUGAAAUGCAGCGAAGGCUCUGGUGGACAGUUUGUAGGCUGGAUUUAGGGGCAUAUAAGGACCAGGAGACCGACUUGGCCAUAGCGAGCGGCAGCUUCGACGCCAAACUGCCAGGCAGCAUCAAUGAUGCGGAUAUCAGCCCUGAGACAAAGGUGAUGCCUUUGGAACGCGAUGGAAUAACCGACAUGUCGUUCUCUCGCAUAUCCAUCGGUCUUUACAAUAUCACGAGGCGAAUAAUCGAGCUAACCAAGGGGGGUGCUGUAGAUUUGCCCGACCAGAGCCGCCUCUUGAACAAGAUCUAUCAAGAGUAUGAGGAUGGCUACUUCAGAUACAUAAAUGACUCCGGUAACGUUGCGUAUUGCGUUGCAGUCAUCAUCGCGCGGCUUACGUACACGCAUUGGUACACCAUCAUAUUUCUCUUACUUAAAACUUCGGGCCGAUGGCCAUGGUCGCCUACUAUCGAGAGAGCUUAG
Molecule: messenger RNA, 1560 nt
Organism: Lasiosphaeria miniovina
Lineage: Eukaryota; Fungi; Ascomycota; Sordariomycetes; Sordariales; Lasiosphaeriaceae
Exons: 5
Coding region: 1-1560 (519 amino acids)
Biological process (GO): DNA-templated transcription
Molecular function (GO): DNA binding; zinc ion binding
Source: RefSeq, a predicted model, not a curated record